This is a messenger RNA of Helicoverpa zea (corn earworm), 718 nucleotides long. It is a transcript of the gene mRpL49, whose product is annotated as probable 39S ribosomal protein L49, mitochondrial. The coding region runs from base 1 to 672 and encodes 223 amino acids. Gene Ontology annotation, cellular component: mitochondrial large ribosomal subunit; ribosome. NCBI's taxonomy places the organism in Eukaryota, Metazoa, Arthropoda, Insecta, Lepidoptera, Noctuidae. Gene Ontology annotation, biological process: translation. The record is from RefSeq and is a predicted model, not a curated record. Gene Ontology annotation, molecular function: structural constituent of ribosome. The transcript is spliced from 2 exons.
AUGACUGCAGGCGUCCGCCAUAAUGUUUCCUUCGAAACGAAUAAUAUAGUUCUUAUUGCUCUUGUAGCAAUUCUCUAUUCGCUAUUCAAAAUGGCGACCGUGUGGCGAUCACAGUGCGCGUUUGCGCGACUUUUUGCUGGAAAAACUGGACAAAUCCUGAACAACGCGACUGAUUUGGGUGCAAGACUUGGUCCGGGAUCACAAUCGGCAAUAUUAUCAAGAAAGUACUCGAACUACGCGCAUUCGCCUUUUGUGACUAGGAUCAAAGAGCAAUAUGACUACGAAAUCGUGAAGAAUCCCCCCGAGUGGGAGUACGUGCAGAGACUGCUGCCCAUGGACACCAUCCCUGCUGUCACACCCAAGGACCACUAUCCCUCGGGCUGGAUCCCGCCUAAGGAAGAAGCUAAAAAUCUCCCAUACUUCAUAGCUAGAACAAAAAACCAUGAAAUACCAAUUUAUUUAGAAAUCACUUAUAGAGGCAUCCGUAAAAUAACAAUGGUUAGGCGCAUUGAAGGCGACAUCUGGCUCAUGAACGAUGAAAUUAAAAGCUUUUUGAAAGAAAAAAAUGGUAGAUAUGUAGAAACGCGUGUUCACGAAGUCGGUAGAUUUAUAGAAGCUAAGGGUGAUUAUGUUAAUGAUCUACGUGAGUGGGCGCAUUCCAAAGGUUUUUAGAUAAAUAUUGUAAACUGUUUUAGUUCAAAUAAAUUGAUUUAGAUAA